Fonsecaea multimorphosa CBS 102226 is the source of this 780-nucleotide messenger RNA. RefSeq lists its product as uncharacterized. The record is from RefSeq and is a predicted model, not a curated record. Gene Ontology annotation, biological process: UDP-N-acetylglucosamine biosynthetic process. Gene Ontology annotation, cellular component: endoplasmic reticulum-Golgi intermediate compartment; Golgi apparatus; endoplasmic reticulum. Lineage: Eukaryota; Fungi; Ascomycota; Eurotiomycetes; Chaetothyriales; Herpotrichiellaceae. The transcript has 2 exons. Bases 1 to 780 code for a protein of 259 amino acids. Gene Ontology annotation, molecular function: glucosamine 6-phosphate N-acetyltransferase activity; monosaccharide binding.
AUGGCCGACCUACAGACACCUACUGAAGCAACGCUUCUGUCGACGACCGAGUACACCACUCCAGCCUCCAAAGAAGCAGCCACACAAGUCUCCCUCGUGGAAGCCCCAGUGACCACUACCACCGCAUCUACAGAGACCGAGCCGGCACCUGCCUCCACGGCGACGACGACGGCGACGGCGACUGUCAAUGGGAUCCUUACUAACGGCACUACACCCGCGCCCGCCCCUGUGGGCAACGUGAGGGAGGAAGAUGACCUGCCACUGUUUUCCCCGUCACUCAUUUCCGAAGAAGUCAUGUCCCGACUGCCAGAGGGCUACACAAUUCGCCCUCUCCGACGAAGCGAUUACUAUGGAGGCUUUCUCCCCACCCUCCGCGUCCUCACCACCGUGGGCGAACCCACCCUAGCCGAAUUCAACGCCCGGUACGACUUCAUCUCCUCGCGCAACGACACCUACUACAUCCUGGUCAUCUGCGACGAGACGUCGACCGUCGUGGGCACGGGCGCGGUGAUCGUGGAAAGGAAAUUCAUCCACAACAUGGGCCUCGUGGGCCACAUCGAGGACAUUGCAGUCGCGAAGAACCAACAGGGGAAAAAAUUGGGUCUCAGAAUCAUCCAGGCCCUGGACGCGGUGGCCGAGAGAGUCGGUUGUUACAAGAGUAUUUUGGACUGCAGCGAGGCGAAUGAAGGGUUUUACGUGAAAUGCGGGUUUAAGAGGGCUGGGUUGGAGAUGGCGCAUUAUUACGAGCAGGGUCCCAAGUCGAGUUAUGAGAGGUCGUGA